CCGUUUGCAAGGCCAACACACAGAGUCGCAGCCUUCAAUCGAUCGAGUGGCAGCAUGCGUUUCGACACGCCGCUCAUCCUCUUGGUCUUAUCUUGCCUGAGUCUGGCAAUGGCGCAAGUGUCGUACGACGACUGCUGCCUGACCUACGUGAAAGAGCUCAACAAAAAGACGCAGGCGCGUGCGGUCAAGUACAGAAUUCAAGAAACGGACGGAGGCUGCAACAUCCGCGCCGUCAUCUUCACCAUGUGGAAAGGCCGCGUGUACUGUUGCGACCCGCAAGAGACGUGGGUGCAGGAGCUGAUGGCCAACAUCGACAAGAAAGCCGUCAAACACGUCAAGAAGGCCGCCCCAAAGCGCCAAAAGAGUCGCUUGAUCGGUUGAGUGAGCCC
Molecule: messenger RNA, 389 nt
Organism: Hippocampus zosterae (dwarf seahorse)
Lineage: Eukaryota; Metazoa; Chordata; Actinopteri; Syngnathiformes; Syngnathidae
Gene: ccl25a
Product: chemokine (C-C motif) ligand 25a
Exons: 5
Coding region: 55-381 (108 amino acids)
Biological process (GO): neutrophil chemotaxis; cellular response to tumor necrosis factor; cellular response to type II interferon
Cellular component (GO): extracellular region
Molecular function (GO): CCR chemokine receptor binding; chemokine activity
Source: RefSeq, a predicted model, not a curated record